CCCCAAAGUUCAGUCUCUUUUUGUGUUGAAUGUUGAUGCCUUGUGUUUGAAUAUAUUGCAGGUGUUGAAAAAGCUUGUUGGUCGAAGAAUCCUCUACCAUUUUUACUCCAUGCAAGUUUAUGGUUAUGUAUCAUCACAUAAAAGUGGCAGUCAUAGCUCAUUAACUCUUGUCCAUGGGUACCAUUAUAGCUUUUCAUUAAGACACUGGCUUCAGCAACCCAACUGGCUUCCAACUUUAGAAGCAACUCUUGCAUUGGAUGAAGAGUCUGUCAGGAGGGUAGGAGAUGACUCAGUUGGGGGACCAUCAUUUUCUCGUCAGUUGAGGCUUAUUAAAAUAUUGAUGAGAGACCUCACUGUCGAUUAGGUUACACCAUCAAUUUGUGAGAUCUUUUCUUGUGGAUAAAAUUGGUA
Hibiscus syriacus is the source of this 411-nucleotide messenger RNA. Its product is annotated as probable plastid-lipid-associated protein 14, chloroplastic. The record is from RefSeq and is a predicted model, not a curated record. The transcript is spliced from 2 exons. NCBI's taxonomy places the organism in Eukaryota, Viridiplantae, Streptophyta, Magnoliopsida, Malvales, Malvaceae. The coding region runs from base 110 to 364 and encodes 84 amino acids.